Phytophthora sojae is the source of this 342-nucleotide messenger RNA. RefSeq lists its product as hypothetical. The transcript is spliced from 2 exons. The record is from RefSeq and is a predicted model, not a curated record. The coding region runs from base 1 to 342 and encodes 113 amino acids. NCBI's taxonomy places the organism in Eukaryota, Oomycota, Peronosporomycetes, Peronosporales, Peronosporaceae.
AUGGCUUGGGGGACCUUCCGCUUUUUUUUGCUGCCUGUAAAUCUCGAUGAGCGUUGGAGCUUGCUGGUUAUGGAGAAUUAUCUGAAAGGGGGAAGCUGGGCUACCUGUGUUCUGUGCUCAAGUGCUUAUUCCAAGCAAUACACUCUGAUGCAGCGGGCCUCCAAGAUCCACUCACUUGGGUAUGUGCGUAAGCCUCGCCAACCAUACCGCAUCGUUUGCGGUAUUUACAUGCUGCACUAUCUGGACAAGGUGAAGUGCUACGUCGAGAAACACCAGCCACGCUCGCUCGUGAACGUGGUGAGUCUACCAACGAUCGAUCCAUUUAACAAUGCGAGCGCGUAA